Molecule: messenger RNA, 748 nt
Organism: Myzus persicae (green peach aphid)
Lineage: Eukaryota; Metazoa; Arthropoda; Insecta; Hemiptera; Aphididae
Exons: 5
Source: RefSeq, a predicted model, not a curated record
AUGGACUCGGAAAAUGAGAUAAUUGUUAUGGGACAUGAUGCUGAGUAUGGAGAUGAAUUCCAAGAUAUGGUAGUUGAAGAAUAUGAUGAGGAACUGAAUGGUGAAGUACAGGCAAAUAAUAAUCAAGCAGACAAUCCGAAUGUAUGGCCAGUGGCAGCUACAAAAAUGCUUAUUGCAAUAAGAGGUCCAAUGAGUGCCGAAUUUGAAAAAAUUAAAAAAAAGGGCCAAAAAACUGCACUCUGGCAAAAAAUUGCCAACCAAAUGACAAAUAAAAAUUACAAUUAUACUGCGAAGCAUUGUGAUGAAAAGUGGAGACGACUGCUCACACGCUUCCGACAGGUACACGAUGCUAGUAAACGCAGUGGAAAUGGAGGCGUAAAAUGGCAAUAUUAUGAUCUAAUGCAAGAUGCAAUGUCAUCAGUAUCAAAACAGACCAUUUCACCUCCAGAAAAUUUGUUGCAUGAAUCUUCUAGGUCUGAAUCUACUCCAUCAGUAACAAAAUCUCAUGUUUUGAAUACUCCAGAAUUGUCAUCACCAGCAUCAAGUUCUAGUCCAUCACCAACGCACCGUCCAUCAUUAUUAAAAUUAAACAACAGUGACAAAAUGCCUGUUUGGUUUGAGAAAUUUGAAAUAUUGAAAAAAAUACAAAUAGAAUGUAAUAAUGAAAACACAGCACAACUCCAUGAACGAUUAGACAGACUGGAAAAGAGAGAAGAGAGUAUGAUACAAGUACAACAGCAGCUUCUAA